AAGCGGCUAACAUUAGGAAAAGGCAAAAAUCUAAAGUAGCAAAGGUUGACAAGGCAGGAAGAAAUUCCGAAACUGACGAUGACUGUACCAAACAGACAGAAAAUUCUAGCAAAACCAAAAAAACUAAAACUGAAAGUAAUAACGGCAUGUUUAUCCCGUUACAAGGGAUGCUUGUUAAAAAAGGCACAUACGUGAAAAAUGCGCAAAUAAAUCUAACGGACAAUGCGGACAAAAUCAGCGAAAGCAGUGAAAAUGCAAAUCACAAAAAACCGGACAGUGAAAAAAUAGAUACAACAGAAAGUAGCGGUGCGAAUAAAGAAAAGAGCGAAAAUGAAAACACCAACAGUGUGCGCUACACAAAUAGGCACAAGUGCGAUUUUUGUGUACUAGUGGACACUUCUAAAUCUACAAUGAUCGAAAACGACAAAAUGCGAAAUGGUCUCUUCCUGUGGGACAAAAUAAAAAACUUUAAUAUUUUAGGAAUAAAAAAAAUAAAAGCAAUAGGUAGGUCGCUUUAUAAAUUUUUUUUUGAAAAUUUCGAAGCAGCAAACAAAUGCAUAGACAACCCGGACUUACUCAAAAAUAAUAUGAGACCGUUCAUACCCAAAAGCAUGGUGGAAACCACCGGAGUAGCGAGGCAAAUUCCACUUAAUUUCACGGAACAGGAAAUAAAGAACAAUAUAGUUUCAGACAUACCGAUCACAUCAAUUACAAGGAUUACCAGAAGAGACCCUAAUGACAAAGAAAAAUUCAUCCCGACGUACUCUGUAAAGAUAGCCUUUGAAGAAUUAGACACUGCUAUAACUGCGGAAGAUUAGGCCACA
Rhagoletis pomonella (apple maggot) is the source of this 824-nucleotide messenger RNA. RefSeq lists its product as uncharacterized. Lineage: Eukaryota; Metazoa; Arthropoda; Insecta; Diptera; Tephritidae. The record is from RefSeq and is a predicted model, not a curated record. Bases 147 to 818 code for a protein of 223 amino acids. The transcript has 2 exons.